Molecule: messenger RNA, 1134 nt
Organism: Ophidiomyces ophidiicola
Lineage: Eukaryota; Fungi; Ascomycota; Eurotiomycetes; Onygenales; Onygenaceae
Exons: 2
Coding region: 1-1134 (377 amino acids)
Cellular component (GO): mitochondrion
Molecular function (GO): (3R)-hydroxyacyl-[acyl-carrier-protein] dehydratase activity
Source: RefSeq, a predicted model, not a curated record
AUGAAGCAAGUCGCCCAGGGAAGCGGCCGUACGCUGCUUGGAGGCCUCGCCCGCUACAGCUCGCGCGCGCCGGCAACGCUCCUCUCGCAGCUGGAAGACAAGCUCACGCACCAGCCCCUCUUCCUCAGCUAUGACUACCUCUCGCCGCAGCCGUCGCAUCUUCUGAACGUCUCGCUACGGGAUUUCCUGCCUCGCGCUGAGUCCCGGCAGCCCCUCAAAGACGCCAGUGGUCUGGUCCUCCCUUCAGUUCUGGACGCCGGUCAUCUACCCCGCGGCCACCACCUGGUAUACUUCCCGCCGCACCUCCCGUCGUCUGAGCUGGUGCCCGAUGGAUGCGAUGUGUUACACUGCCCUGGUGCGCCAUUCAAUCGUCGCAUGUGGGCUGGAGGCUCGGUUCGGUUCCGCGAUCCCAACGGGGGGCCUCUCUUAGAUGCCCAGCGCGCUGUGUGCAUAGAAGGAGUCAGAGAUGUACGAAUUAAGGGAAAAGAGGGGGAAGAGAAGGUCUUCGUCGGCAUCGAGAGGCGUAUAGCUCUUGUCAAAGAGAAUGAGGAUGAAGAAACCAUGAGAAGGCGGAUAUGGACUGCCACUGAAGAGGAAUGGGGAGAUGCCAGUGUUAUUGAGAAGCGCAAUCUCGUGUUUAUGCUGGACAAGACUCCGGAAGAGCUUCGUAGAGAGCAAUCUGGCGGAGCCCAACAGAGGAAACCGCUAAAGGCUCCCACGAACCCGACGCUCCGCCAUACCCUUACCCCAUCACGCUCUCUGCUCUUCCGCUUCUCAGCACUGACAUUCAAUGCACACUCUAUCCAUCUUGACCGAGACUAUGCUCGUAAUGUUGAGGGUUACGAGGAUCUGCUGGUCCACGGACCGCUGUCGCUCACAUUAAUGCUAAUGGUAUUCCAGGGCCAUAUCAAGGAUACCCGUCGAGCGAUUUCUAGUAUCGAAUAUCGAAACUUGGCGCCUAUACUAGUCGAACAGCCUCUAACUGUGUGUGCUAAACCUAAAGAGACAGGACAUGAUGGCUCUUGGGACAUAUGGAUUGAAAAGGGUGAUGGCGGUAUGGCGGUUCGAGGCACGAUCCAAACAAAACCCUUUGACAAAGGAGUCUGGACAUCCACCGGCUCCCCAAUGCUCUGA